This is a messenger RNA of Daucus carota subsp. sativus, 2654 nucleotides long. RefSeq names its product ABC transporter F family member 4. The transcript has 2 exons. Gene Ontology annotation, molecular function: ATP hydrolysis activity; ATP binding. Lineage: Eukaryota; Viridiplantae; Streptophyta; Magnoliopsida; Apiales; Apiaceae. The coding region runs from base 145 to 2343 and encodes 732 amino acids. The record is from RefSeq and is a predicted model, not a curated record.
AAGCAGGCUUAGUUUGUUUACACUUAUAACCCUGGGGUUUUCCUAAUCUCAUACAUACAUCUCUUUCUCUAUACCUUAUCGCGCAGAUUUUCAUCUAAAAUCCUACCGUCGCUCCGCUCACUCGAUCUCCGGUAAGAUAUUGCAAUGGGAAAGAAAAAAUCAGACGAAAGCGGAGCAAAUGCAAAGGCUAAAACAAACAGUAAAGAUGCCCCAAAAGAUGCAAAGAAGAUCUCCGUCUCAGCAAUGCUUGCCAGCAUGGACCAGAAACCAGAUAAAACCAAAAAAGCAUCAUCAAGCUCAACUGCGGGCAAAUCAAAGCCAAAAGCAGCUCCAAAGGUGUCUUCUUAUGUUGAUGGAUUAGAUCUACCUCCCUCCGAUGAAGAAGAUGAUGAUAUUGCUUCUGAAGAAGAGAUUGAAACAAGUGAUGCCAAUAAGCAGACAGUUCGGCACCAGAAGACCGAAGAAAAACCUCUUCAAAUCUCUGUAACUGAGAAGGAGUUGAAGAAAAGGGAGAAGAAAGAAAUGAUUACUGCCCAAGCUGCUGAGUAUGCCAAAAAAGUUGCACUUAAGGAUGAUCGUGAUGCUUUUACUGUUGUUAUUGGCAGUAGGGCAGCUGUUCUCGAGGGUCAAGAUGAUGCUGAUGCAAAUGUUAAAGAUAUAACUAUAGAAAAUUUUUCUGUUUCAGCUCGAGGGAAAGAACUUUUGAAGAACACAUCAGUAAAGAUAUCUCAUGGGCAAAGGUACGGGUUGGUUGGACCCAAUGGAAUGGGUAAAUCUACCUUAUUAAAGCUUCUUGCAUGGAGGAAGAUUCCUGUACCAAAAAAUAUUGAUGUGCUAUUGGUUGAGCAAGAGGUAGUUGGUGAUGACAGAAGUGCAGUUGAUGCUGUCGUUUCAGCAAACGAAGAACUCAUCCAGAUCCGUGAAGAAGUUGCUACUCUGAUGAAGUCAUCUUCUGCUGCUGGUGAUGAUGAAGAUGCUGAUGGUACCGCUAGCCUUGAUGCAGCGGAAAAGCUUACUGAGCUGUAUGAGAAGUUGCAGAUCAUGGGAUCAGAUGCUGCUGAGGCUCAAGCAGCAAAGAUUCUCGCUGGGUUGGGCUUCACCAAAGAAAUGCAAGGUCGUCCUACUCGUUCAUUCAGUGGAGGUUGGAGAAUGAGAAUUUCACUAGCUAGGGCCCUUUUUGUGCAACCAACUUUAUUAUUGUUGGAUGAACCCACCAACCAUCUUGAUCUGAGGGCUGUUCUUUGGUUAGAAGAGUAUUUAUGUCGAUGGAAGAAAACACUUGUAGUUGUGUCACAUGAUCGAGAUUUCCUUAAUACAGUUUGCAAUGAGAUCAUUCAUCUACAUGAUUUGAAACUCCACUUGUACCGUGGUAACUUUGACGAUUUUGAGACUGGAUAUGAGCAGCGACGCAAAGAAGCAAACAAGAAGUUUGAAAAUCAUGAAAAGCAGGUUAAAGCUGCCAAGAGGACCGGGAGCCGGGUUGCUCAGGAGAAGGUAAAAAAUCGAGCCAAGCUUACUGCUGCCAAGGAAGCUUCGAAGAAUAAAUCAAAAGGUAAAGUUGAUGACGAUGAGCCGCUACCAGAUGCCCCGAGAAAGUGGAGGGACUACACUGUUGAGUUUCACUUUCCUGAACCAACUGAGUUGACACCACCUCUUAUGCAGCUAAUUGAAGUCAGCUUUAGUUAUCCCAACAGGGAUGACUUCAGACUCUCUAAUGUAGAUGUUGGUAUUGAUAUGGGGACACGUGUUGCUAUUGUUGGACCUAAUGGGGCUGGGAAAUCUACUUUGCUUAAUCUUCUUGCAGGGGAUUUGGUUCCAAGUGAGGGUGAAAUGCGAAGGAGUCAAAAGUUAAGAGUUGGGAGAUAUUCACAGCACUUUGUGGAUCUAUUGACAAUGGAGGAAACUCCUGUUCAGUAUCUUCUUCGUCUUCAUCCAGAUCAAGAAGGAUUUAGUAAACAAGAGGCUGUACGUGCAAAGCUUGGGAAAUAUGGACUUCCUAGUCAUAAUCACCUCAGCCCAAUCGCAAAAUUAUCUGGAGGACAAAAGGCUCGGGUAGUCUUCACAUCAAUUUCUAUGUCAAAGCCACAUAUACUGUUACUGGAUGAGCCCACAAAUCAUUUAGAUAUGCAGAGUAUCGAUGCAUUGGCUGAUGCACUUGAUGAAUUUACAGGCGGAGUUGUCCUUGUCAGCCAUGAUUCUAGAUUAAUAUCUCGUGUUUGUGGUGAUGAAGAGAAGAGUGAGAUAUGGGUGGUUGAGAAUGGAACUGUGGAGAAAUUCCCUGGUACCUUUGAUGAGUACAAAGAGGAGCUGCAACAGGAAAUUCGAGCAGAGGUUGAUGACUGAUGCAGCCUGUGAACAAUGUACCUAUUUUUUUCAGUGGCAUUAGGUACUUGUUUCGGCUUCUUGAUGAGCUUUUUCACUGUUGCAGAUGUUAUAUAAGAAUUUAUAUUUGUGUUUUUCAGAAUUUUAUUAAUUAACCCACUUGUUUUGCGGGAUUAAAGGCGUAAGUUUAUCUGUUUAGUGUGAACACAAUAGUUUUUUCAGCAUUUAAGUUUAGUCUGUCUGAUGUUUACUUGAUUACCUCCUGUAGGCCUGUGCCUCACAAAGAUAAUACUAUAUGCAAACAUAUGGAUUCAUAUAUCCUUUUCUUGGAA